CCAAAAUUUUAUAUUAGGAAAUUUUUCGGCUCCGGACUAGUUCUAUUUGUAAUAGCAGUACUACUAACUAUACCACACAAUGUUACCGAUAAGUGGUAUAAGUUCAUUAUCCAAGAGUAUUAUUACUGUAUCCGGUAGAGAUGCAUCUAAAUUCCUAAAUGGGUUAGUCACCUCGAGAUUUUUACCUAAUGUAGUGAAAAAGAAGCAACAUACUAUUAGUGAAAAUGAAAAUAGACAUGCUGAACUUUCACAAAUAAUUAAUCCCGAAACAAAUUGGGGUUUAAUGCAUGAGGAUAUAUUUGAUCCUGAUAAUAAUAUACAUAUUCGAAGAGAUGGAAUAAAUUCCAUGUUUCUUAAUUCAAAGGGGAGAGUUAUAAGUGAUUGUUUUAUAUAUUCAUAUCCAUUCCAUAAUGUUGAUGAAUCAAGAACUGAUGAACUAAAGAAACCGAAAUAUUUAGUAGAAACCAAUAGUUCAUCAGUUAGUGAGAUUGUUGAUUUAUUAAAGUUACAUAAAUUAAGUGCAAAAGUUAAAAUACGGGAAAAUGAGUCUUUACAUUCAUACUAUUAUUAUCAUGAUAGUUUUGAAUUCGAUGCUCUUUUAGAUGUGAUUCAAAAUACUUAUUUUCAAACAUCUGAUCCUCAAAAUGCAAUGAAAAAUGCAAACUCCUUUAUAAUGAGUGAUAUAAUAUUCAAUAAAAGUAUUGCAAAUAGAAUUAUUGGCUUUUCUAUUGAUAAUCGUAUACCAAAUUUUGGGAUUAAAUUUAUAACAGAUAAACCAAUAGUAUUGAAUGAAAAAUCUUCAUUAGAAGAUUCCAUACCGUUAGAUGAAAUAUUCUCUUCAAGCUUUAGUAAUAAGUAUACAGUAAAUUCAAUUCCAGAAGAAGAUGUUGUGAGAAGAAGAUAUUCGAAUGGAUUAUUUGAAACUCAAGAUACUCCAUCAGAUGUAUCUUUAUUACCAUUUGAAAUUAAUCUUGAUUUCACUAAUGGGUUAUCCUUGGAUAAAGGAUGUUAUGUAGGUCAAGAAUUAACUAUAAGAACAUAUAAUAAUGGGGUUAUUAGAAAGAGAGUAGUUCCAAUUCAAUUCACUACUCCCAAUCAUGAAAGUGUAGAGCAAUUAUAUGAAUCAGAAAUGAUUGAAGUUAUACCUCAAGAUCCAGUAAUUGAUUAUAUUAAAGAAUUACGUCAAUGUGGAUUAACUAAAGUAGAUAUAACUCCAUUAGAAGAUCAACAAGCCACAGUAGAUGAAUCAUCUACUUCAGGAGGACAUUCACCAUUUGGUAAAUCCAAUUCUACUCCUCGUAAAAGGAAAAGUUCUAGUGGGAAGUUAUUAUCGAUUAAAGAUAAUGUGGGGUUUGCUUUAAUUAAUUUAUCUGAUCUUGAAAAGACUAAUCUUUUCAAAAUAGAAUUACCUAGUUUAGAUGGUGUAAAAGUUGUAGUAGUAAAGGCAUAUAUACCGGAUUGGUGGUCUUAGAGCAUAUACAUUUAUAUAAUAUAAUAUAAUAUAA
Messenger RNA from Scheffersomyces amazonensis, 1505 nucleotides. RefSeq lists its product as uncharacterized. The record is from RefSeq and is a predicted model, not a curated record. The transcript has a single exon. Gene Ontology annotation, biological process: iron-sulfur cluster assembly. NCBI's taxonomy places the organism in Eukaryota, Fungi, Ascomycota, Pichiomycetes, Serinales, Debaryomycetaceae. Gene Ontology annotation, molecular function: protein binding. Gene Ontology annotation, cellular component: mitochondrial matrix. Bases 80 to 1471 code for a protein of 463 amino acids.